Messenger RNA from Lasiodiplodia theobromae, 651 nucleotides. RefSeq lists its product as uncharacterized. The transcript has a single exon. Gene Ontology annotation, molecular function: protein binding. NCBI's taxonomy places the organism in Eukaryota, Fungi, Ascomycota, Dothideomycetes, Botryosphaeriales, Botryosphaeriaceae. Bases 1 to 651 code for a protein of 216 amino acids. The record is from RefSeq and is a predicted model, not a curated record.
AUGCGACUGCUGUUUGACAGUGGUGCUGCUAUCAGCGCAGCUGGUGGACGCUACGGGGACGCUCUACGGGCUGCCUGUAUUCGAGGUGACUUGCAGGCUGUCAAGCUUCUCCUCUAUCAUGGCGCUCAGUAUGAUAAUUUAGUUGGACGUUUCGGCACUGCUCUUCAAGCCGCUUCGUGGGCAGGCAAGAGUGACAUCGUUCAACUUCUCCUGGAUAGAAACGCCAACAUAAACGCCUCGGGCGGUGAGUUCGGCAAUGCUCUCCAGGCUGCAUGCUGUAGAGGGCAUGGCCACGUUGUGCAGCUCCUUCUCCGCCACGGCGCUGAUGCCAAUGCUAUCUGGGGUGAGUUCGGCAGCGCGCUACAAACGGCUUCUCACUGGGGAUUCAAGGACAUUGUGCAACAUCUUCUCAACAACAAGGCCAACGUCAAUGCUGUCAAUGGCCACUUUGGUACCGCACUGCAAGCUGCGUCACACUGGGGAUUUAAAGAUAUUGUCCGGAUUCUUCUCGACAAGGGGGCCGAUGUCAACGUCACCGGUGGCUACUUCGGCCAUGCGUUGCUCGCUGCGCAAUAUGGAAACGGGAGUGUCUGCGACGACAUUUGUCAAAUUCUCAUAGAACAUGGGGCAAACACUGAUGUUGAGGAUUGA